Molecule: messenger RNA, 1110 nt
Organism: Daldinia childiae
Lineage: Eukaryota; Fungi; Ascomycota; Sordariomycetes; Xylariales; Hypoxylaceae
Product: Heterokaryon incompatibility protein 6, OR allele
Exons: 2
Coding region: 1-1110 (369 amino acids)
Molecular function (GO): protein binding
Source: RefSeq, a predicted model, not a curated record
AUGAAGUAUGAGUAUACACCACUCGACCCAGCGUCGCAAGAUAUUCGCUUGGUCACCAUUCUCCCUGGGAAAUUCGACGACCCCAUCCAGAUCAAAAUCACCCACGCCCCGCUCAUCCCGCCUACCCAAGAUGAUAAACCAAAGCGGAUAUCCCUGGCCGCUCUACGGGGAACUAUUCCCCAGAGCUGGAACGCCCGCGAGACCUUAGAGGGCCGUAUUAUCUUUCGGAACUACGACGGGAGGUAUUCUUCCUGGGACCAUCCUGAUCCUAACUUCCCGCGCGACAGGUAUGAACUUCCCGAAGACGGGAAGACGAGUGUCAAGUUCGAGGCGUUGUCGUAUACUUGGGGUUCUCCCAAGGUUAGGGAGAAGGCGGUGGUUCUGGGCGAGGAGGAGGUUAGAGGGUUGAAGGCGUUGAGGACGCAGCGUCUGCCUAUUCAGGGGAACCUCCAGGAAGCGAUACGUCACCUCCGAUAUGAGGAUAAGGGCCGGGUCAUGUGGAUCGAUGCUCUUUGUAUCAACCAAGAUGACCUCGAUGAGCGGAGCGAGCAGGUCAAGCGUAUGGGGUUGAUAUACACGCUUGCUCAUAGGGUUAUAGCAUGGUUGGGCCCCGGGUCUCCAAGCAGCGACCUUGCAUUUUCCAAGCUGGCAUAUCUCGGCCGACAAAUCGAGCACACUAAAGACGGCACAAUGCUCUCCGCACCCGGCUGCACGGAAGAGCAAUGGUUCUCGAGCAAGCACGCUCUGCCCUGGGACACGGCCACAUGGGACGCCAUCUCCUCGGCCUGUUCGCGGGACUGGUUCACCCGGCUGUGGAUCGUGCAGGAAAUCCAUCUCGGCAACGCCAACUCAGCUCUCCAAUGCGGCCACAGCACCAUCCCGUGGGCGGCCUUCCGCCGCGCCGUCAUCUGCAUCCACGCCAAGGACGUCGGCGUGCCCCAGACGCUCUGGCACAAAACCCAGGAAAUCAAGUUCCUAUGCGAGCACCUCGCCGACAUGGCCUUCGUCGACGUCCUCAAGAACCACCACAUGCGUCCGUGCCUCAACGCCCGCGAUAAGAUCUACGGGCUGCUGAGCCUCGCGCCGCCCGAAAUCACUACCUUCACAUGA